Molecule: messenger RNA, 2052 nt
Organism: Trichobilharzia szidati
Lineage: Eukaryota; Metazoa; Platyhelminthes; Trematoda; Strigeidida; Schistosomatidae
Source: the annotation of a GenBank genome assembly
GCGGCGUUUCCAAAUAUGUGCGUCACGUUCCGGUUGAAACCACGAGUUGCUGUGUAGUGUGUUGUGUCUGCUUGUAUAGUGCAGGUGGUGAGCUUAUCUAGCACGAAGAACAAGGUGUACAAGUCUUUAUGCAGUUAGUCAAUUUAUAACACUAAGGGAAACAAAUGAAGUGUUACUAUGAAUUAUUAGGUGUCCCACAAAAUGUUGAAGCGACUGAUCUCAAGAAGGCUUAUUACAAAUUAUCACUACAAUGGCAUCCGGACAAGAAUACAAAAGAGGAUACAACGAUAAUAUUUCAAGAGAUUCAGGAAGCCUACAAAGUUUUAUCUGAUCCUCAUGAACGUGCUUGGUAUGAUAAACAUCGGGCACAAAUUUUACAAAGAGAUGGUUGUGCUAGUCAAAUGGGUGGAACAUCAAACUAUCAGGAGGAUCGAGUUGAUGUUUUUCAAUACUUUACACGAUCUUGUUUUGAAAAAUUUGACGAUGGUCCAAAGGGAUUUUAUACUGUCUAUGGGAAGGUGUUUGCAGAUAUUGCUAAAGAAGAGAAACAUGCAGCUGCUUUUUCAGGACACGUUAUUUCCUCGAGUGAAAGUGAUACUGAUGACAAUGACGAUGGAAGUUGUGGAAGUAAACCACGAAGUUAUCCACCUUUUGGUGUUUCAUCCAGUUCAUACACAGAAGUUGUUGCUCCAUUCUACUUAUUUUGGGAAACAUUUGAAACAAAGAAAACGUAUACAUGGGUAGAGAAGUAUGAUACAAGGUGUGCAGAUUCACGUCAAGAACGUCGUGCUAUGGAAGCAGAAAAUAGUCGACUACGCAUGGCUGCUAUACGCAAACGAAAUGAAGAAAUACACCAGCUGGUAGCCUACGUGAAAAAAAGGGAUAAACGCGUUUUAGCCGAGAAAGAACGUAUUCAACGUGCAACUGAAGCGGCUAAAGCUCGUACCCAAUCAAUGGCUGUAAAGGCAAGACAGCGGGAAGCAGCACAAUUAGCUGAAGCAUGGAAUGAUGAAAUGGCAUUCGGUGGGAUUGCUUCUCAAUGGUCUGAACAAUUCGAGGCUGAAUUAGCCCGUAUGGAAGCUGAACUUGAUGGUACAGUACAAAAGAACUCCAGGAGCAAACAACAUUGCGAUGAUGGUGAUAAUCCACGCGAACCUGAAGAUGUCGAUGAGAAUGCCGGAGACUCUGUAGACACCGCUGGCAGUGAUAAUGAUGAGGAGUCAAAUGAAAUUGAUGAAUUGUAUUGUAUAGCUUGUGAUAAACUAUUCGCUUCACUAAAGGCUAAACAAAAUCAUGAAUCCUCAAAAAAGCAUAGAAAACAAUUAGAACUGUUACGUAAAGUGAUUAGUGAAGAAGAUAGUGUUCUGCAGGAACAUUUAAAUUCAGUAAUAAAACUUGAAAAUCUUCGUUUAAAUGAUAAUAAUGAUGAUGAUGCAGAUGCAGAUGGCUUGUCAACAAGUCAACAGCCUACAGUUAAACUGACAAAACGCGCUAAGAAAGCAGAACGUAAAAGGAAGAAAGAAGCAGAAGCAGAGAAGUCUUCAGUGGUCAAUAUAAAUGAAGCAAGUCAUACUGUCGGUGAAGAGACGGUGGAAGUGAUUGACAGUACUGAGUCUGUGGAUAAUGCCGACAACAGUGAAUCAGAUGCAGUUACCAAGGUACCAGUACUGAAUAAUCCAACUAGUCAUCCUGAUGACAAUACAACACCUCUUCCAAAUACCAUCGUCAACCAAUCGGCAAAGGAGUCUAGAAAGUUGAAAUCCACUUCUUCAAAAGUCAGCAGUACUAUCUGUGAUAUAUGCUCUGUAGAUUUUAAUUCAAGAAAUGCACUUUUCAAUCAUCUUCGUGAAUCUGGACAUGCAAGAUUGAAAUCCACUGUCAAUACUGUACAGAAUUCAAAUGAUGAAAGUAAGAAAACAAAGUGUAAGGGAAAAUCAAAGCAUAAACAUUGACUAACGAUAAUGCUGCAUGCCUUCGUUGUAAUUAAUUAACUAUUUCAUUAAGCGAAUAAUUUUUGUGAGUGGAUGAAUUUGUAUAUAUUGAUCACCUAGC